AUUAAACUCUCAUCGGAGAUUUAUAAACUAUUAAGACACGAUUAUUAUAACAUUUCCUGGGAUUUUUUUCUGUGUUGUGCAAGAUGAUAAAGAAAAUGUUUGUUGUGAUUUUGAACUGUUUCUGGAGUCUAUCUGGUGUGUUUGGUAGUGAGUUUGUGUCAGUGAUGGAGGGAGAUUCGUUCACUUUAUCUGUCAGUCUCACUGAAACACAGAGAAAAGAGGGAAUCUCCUGGAAGUUUGGACCUCAUGAAAUCACCAUAGCUGAAAUUGAGGUUGGUGACAAUAACAUCCGUCCAUAUGAAGAUAGAGCUGAUAAAAGAUUCAAAGGCAGACUGAAGCUGGAUCACAGUGGAUCUCUCACCAUCACAAACACCAAAACCAAUGACUCUGGACUUUAUAAAGUGUCCCAAACCAGCACAGACAAACAACUCAGUGUAUUCAACCUUAAUGUCUAUGCUCCUCUUCCAGUUCCUGUCAUCACAAACGCCUCUCCAGAAAACACUUCAUCAUCAGAAAGAUCAAACUGUUCAUUGUUGUGUUCAGUGUGGAAUGUGACAGAUGUGAGUCUCUCCUGGUACAAAGGAAACAGUUUAUUGUCCAGCAUCAGUGUGAAUGAUGUCAACAUCAGACUCUCUCUACCUCUGGAGGUGGAUUAUGAGGAUACAAACACAUACAGCUGUGUGGCCCAACAUCCUUUAAGCAAACAGACUCAAGAUUACUGCCUAACUGAUCUCUGUAAGCAGUGUUCAGGUCUUCGUGACAUUGUUCUCAUCUGUUGUGCUGUUGGAUUUCUGAUGAUUGUAGCUGCAGUUUUGAUCUUCUGCAUCUGCAGGAAACUCAGAACUACAGCUAAUAAAUGUGAAGACACUGUAGAGGAUGAUAUCAAUUUUACAAUCCAUGAGGGACACAAUCAAGGGGAUGAUGAUAAUUUUACAACCUAUACGGAAGUUCCUGAAGUGGGUGCUUCAACCUAUGAGGGAGACAAUGAAGUGGAUGAUUCAGCCUAUGAGGGAGACAUUAAAGAAGAUGAUUCAAAAUAUCUGGUAUCUCACCAUAGAAACAGAUAUAACAUCAUCAUUUUGAAAUGUAUUUUCAUUAAUGCUUCAUACUAUAUUUAUGUAAUCAUGUUAAAGCUUGUGUGUUUUGUGUGUUUAUAUCUGUGCAGAGAAUUACUGAAGCGGAUGAUAACCAAUAUUCAACCUGCAAUGAUGAUCUUAACUACAGUAGCUCUGUUAACCAGCUUGAACAGGUCAAUUAUGUUGGCGAGGUUUUCUUUGUUACACAGACUCCCAAGUUCAACUUUAAAAGAUUAAAUAAAUAAUGUGUCUUACAGUAUUUCAAAAGUUGAGACAGAAGCAGACUGUGACAGAUAAGGUUGAGACCUUAACAGUCUAAAGUUUGUCUGAAGUAUCAGAACUUCCUGUGGAAUUGGGUCGGUAGUAGGUUAGUUAAGCCUAGUUUAUGUGUUUUAUUAUUAGCUUUAAAAGUGGAACUGGUUAAAUCCACAGACAUGGUAAAUGUUAAAAUGUGCUUUGCAGAAUGGAAAAUAUACUCUUCUUCGUGAAAUGUUUAAAGUGUGACUCUUUUCUUUUAUAAGAUAUAUGCAUGCCUAGCUUAAUAACAAAAAGCGCUUAAAGGUACUGAGAAACUCAAGAGAUGCAGCUAUCAAUUGGGGGACCUAACAGAGUCUGAACCUUGUGGUGAAAACUUCUCACUGUUAUUUUUGAAUGUUUACUUGGAAUUUGUUUAUUAAACUGUGACUAUUUGUAAUGGUGAUUCAUUAAACUUGUCAUAAAUAAGGUUCAGAGUGUAUUCAUGUAUUUAUAACAUUAUCUGAACCUGAAAAGGCCUUAACCACAACUAGAAUAUGGGUCGGACCAAAACAUUCAGGACUAUGCUGUAUGUAUCAAAACAUGCAUCUAUCUGUGGCAUAUUAACAUGUACUUACCCUAGCCAAAGGUCUCUGUGUGAAAAUCUCCUAAGAGCUUCAUCUUUCAACUCAUGUAUACAUUUGUGCAUAAAAUUUUUCUCAAACCUAAGUUGUAUGAAAUGAUGAUGACAAAACCGCCAACAUUUGUUUUUAAGACUGCAUGCAUGCAAAGGGAAUCACAAAAACUGUAUGCUUACUGUAAAACAAGUUUAUAUCAUUUAUAUCUACUAUAUAUCAUAC
Molecule: messenger RNA, 2170 nt
Organism: Misgurnus anguillicaudatus (oriental weatherfish)
Lineage: Eukaryota; Metazoa; Chordata; Actinopteri; Cypriniformes; Cobitidae
Source: RefSeq, a predicted model, not a curated record